Ostertagia ostertagi is the source of this 804-nucleotide messenger RNA. The record is from the annotation of a GenBank genome assembly. NCBI's taxonomy places the organism in Eukaryota, Metazoa, Nematoda, Chromadorea, Rhabditida, Trichostrongylidae.
ACCGGUCGUCGGGGAGCCACCGAGAAUGCUGGAGAUGGAAGUGAAUGGGAAGAAGAUCCCAUUCGAACUAGAUACCGGUGCAUCCUUUCCAUUAUCGAUGAGAAGACAUGGAAUAAGCUAGGCCGGCCACAGUUGAACAAGGCUGCGGUGGCUGCGACGGCAUUUGAUAAUAAUCGUAUUAAGUUCCAAGGAAGAGUCCCACUAAACGUUAAGUUCGCCGGGAAAGAGGCGAUAGUGGAUGUUCAUGUCUUCAAGGAGGCGACGCACUCCUUAUGUGGACGAGACAUGAUAAGAGAAUUGCAGAUAGAUUGUGGACCACAUUAUGGGAUGGUACACAAGGUCGAACAAAUGUCCAAUGUACAAAUCAAAAGAGAAAUUGUGCGUAUACUGGAUAACAACAAGAAGUUGUUUCAAGAUGGUUUGGGCAAGUGCACGACUGCACGAGCAGAGUUGAAGUUCAAAAAUGAUGCAGUAGUGCCUAAGUUCUUCAGAGCUAGGCCAAUACCCAUUGCGUUGAGGCCCAAAGUGGAGGCAAAGUUGGAAGAAAUGGUGCGGAAUGGAACAAUAAGAAGAGUGGAGCAUAGCAAAUGGGCCACGCCGCUAGUGGUUGUGCCCAAACCAGGCGGAAAAAUAAGAAUAUGCGGCGACUAUAAGGUCACAGGUAACGCCCCAUGCGGCGACGGGGAAGGCACCGGCAGAAGUGCUUAUGGGGCGAGUAUUGCGAACGACCCUGGAUAUAAUAAGAACGGAAAAGGGGAAAUUGCCCACGAACAAGUAUCAAGAGGGAAUAAAAAGAAGUUAUGA